UAAUCCUCUUUUCUGUUCCCAUUUGUGUUUUUGUUUUUGUUUUGUGCUUAAGAAAGAGCUUCCUUUCUGCCUCAUUCUUCUCUUCGUCUUCCUCUUCUCGCUGCAACAAAGCGUCUCCCUAUUAGGCACAUUGUUGAGAACAGGAAUAGUCUCGUUAGUUCUCUUCUCCCUAGUGUAACUGUUGUUAAAGCUUAGCCGAGAUGCAGGGAGAGAGGGCCAGUCUCGGCUAUUUAUCAGAGGCCUUGAACUUUGAGCACGGUUCAACCUCAAGUAAUGGUGUGAUAGAUCAUUGGGAGAAUGUUCACAGUCUUGGUGAUAAUGACUUGCAGGAUUACAUGAUUGCACAUUCUGAAUCAAGUACGUCACAUGCAACCUCAAUUUCUCGCGAGCAACAUGAUCUACACAGGUUUAGCCUCGGCGAGGCUAGCUCUAGUAGCACGAAGAAUGAAGCUUCCAGUCACAGCGAGCUGCGAAGAAAUGAAAUAAUUGAUUUAGACCCUGAACCAUCUGGCCCGAAUCAACCUGUUCAGAAUGUUAAUCUGAAUGCAGAAUAUAUAGAUCUUCACGAGGAUAUUAAUCAAGUUAGGGAACGGUCUGGUUUCUUUGAAGGUAAUGGACCAGGGACCAGGGUUUCACAACCAAGCAGACUUUUCGAAGAAAGUAGUGUUAGAACAGGUUCUUCUGCAGAGGGUCGUCGUGCAUCCUGCAAGAGAAAAGUUCUUGAAGGUAGUAUUGGUCAAUCUUCUUCAGGAGGUUAUCGUGAUUACCACCAUGGAGAAAGCAGUUCAUGGACCCCAGCUUCUACAGUCUAUAGGCCAGGAAAUGGUUUAAACAUAUCUGGCUCACUUGACCAUGGUCCAAGAGGACUAGUCUCUGGUACUGUUCCAAAUUUUCCUGUUUCUGCAGUUGCAGAGAGCUCCAGUACUAGAAAUCCCUCAGAUCAGCAAGAAACUGUAAACCCAGCUGCCUUUUCUGCGGGAACUGUUAUCAGGCGACCCGUCCCUCCAUCGCAGUCUAACUUAUCAAGACUUCUACCAGCAGAUCAACAUAUGUUGGACUUGAGUCAGGGACAAUCUUUAGGCAAUGUCUUCUCUCGUAACUCAAAUGCUCAUGCUAUGAGCAUACCACCUGUUUCAAGGAAUAUGCUACCACCAUUUCAGUGGACUGAUGGCUCACUAGCGGGUGGAUCAUCGAACUCUACUGCGCCCGUUGAGAGAAAUCUUCAUUUAGAUGAAACCCGGUCAAGAAGCGUAUCAGGAAACAUUCUAGAGAAUCCCUUGUUUAUUCCAGCUCCUGAAAUCAGGAAUUUAGCUCGCGGUCAGAGUAGCAGAAAUGCAACAAGUGGAAGCCUGAAUAUCGCAUCAUCAGUGUCCAGGACAAGCUCAACCAUAGGUGUUCAACCACCAUCUUCUAAUCUAGCGUGGACCCCUUACCAGAAUAUACCUCAUCAUCAAAGAAGAAGAUCCGAACUUGUCCGUAGGUCAUUGAUUUCUUCCCUUGCUGUAGAUACUACAAACCAGAGAUCUGGUGAUCAUUCAACACUUCGUUCGUUGGCCCCUGCUGCCCCUCCGGAUGGGCUUGUACUUCAGCCUGGUGGUGAUACUAGUCAAAUGCAUAGUCGGGCUUAUUCGAGAGCAGGUCCGUGGUUUGAUAGGCAAGGGGAUAGUGUGGUUGGGGUUCCUCAAUCUUUUCGGGCCUUAGCUGCUGCAAGCAGAGGAAGAAGUAGACUUAUGGUAUCCCAGAUGCAGAAUGUCUUGGAUGUCAUGCGUAGGGAUCCUAAUAAUAACUUGCGGCUUGAGGACGUUAUGCUUCUAAACCAGUCAGUGCUGUUUGAUGGGGCUGCUGGUAUGCAUGACCGUUACAGAGACAUGCGACUUGAUGUAGACAACAUGUCAUAUGAGGAAUUGUUGGCACUAGAAGAGCGGAUUGGAGAUGUUUGUACCGGUGUAAACGAAGAAAUCAUAUCAAACCGGUUAAAGCAGCGAAAAUACAAAAGCAGCAGCACAAAAUCUCCACAAGAUGCAGAGCCAUGCUGUAUUUGUCAGGAAGAAUACACCGAAGGAGAAGACACGGGGACGUUAGAAUGUGGUCACGAUUUCCAUAGCCAAUGCAUAAAAGAAUGGCUGAAACAGAAGAAUCUUUGCCCAAUCUGCAAGACCACAGGCUUGAACACAGCGAAGAAGCGGAAAAUAGAAUGAAUGAUCAUUCAAAAGAGCUUUUUUUUUUUUUUUUAGUUUGUUUGCAAAAUCAGUUUAUAAACUACAAAAUGAAAAGAAACAGAAGACACCCUCAAGCUCCCACCAUUGCAGAGCCUCUCACCAGAAUGCUACCACUGGCAAGUUAGUCCCAACUUCGUAUGUUCUUAACGCCUGAAACUGGACACUCUCUAUCAGUGGUUGGUGGAAGGAUUUGUGAUUGAAGGGAAAAGAUGGAGGGUGUGAUAGGGAAAAUGUUGGGAGAAUGCAUUUUUUUUUUUCUAUGUAUUUAUUUGGAUAAUUUAACUUUUACCCAUUGUCAAUUAAUUUUAUGAAACCAUUGAAAGAAGUCGAUUUUGAGAUUCCCUUAUAAAGGAUUACUAGAUUUUAA
This is a messenger RNA of Eutrema salsugineum, 2586 nucleotides long. Its product is annotated as probable E3 ubiquitin-protein ligase RHG1A. Lineage: Eukaryota; Viridiplantae; Streptophyta; Magnoliopsida; Brassicales; Brassicaceae. Bases 201 to 2198 code for a protein of 665 amino acids. The record is from RefSeq and is a predicted model, not a curated record. Gene Ontology annotation, molecular function: ubiquitin protein ligase activity. The transcript is spliced from 6 exons.